Molecule: messenger RNA, 4432 nt
Organism: Dothidotthia symphoricarpi CBS 119687
Lineage: Eukaryota; Fungi; Ascomycota; Dothideomycetes; Pleosporales; Dothidotthiaceae
Product: ras guanine-nucleotide exchange protein-like protein
Exons: 2
Coding region: 238-3942 (1234 amino acids)
Biological process (GO): positive regulation of GTPase activity; Ras protein signal transduction
Cellular component (GO): plasma membrane
Molecular function (GO): guanyl-nucleotide exchange factor activity; protein binding
Source: RefSeq, a predicted model, not a curated record
UCAUCAUCACCAACAAACGCGUAUCGAGCAACUGCCCGUGUAAAGCAAUCUCCACAAUUCUCAAACACGUGUCGUCAGCCAUCGACACCUAGUAAUACGGUCCGAUUUAACUCAGUUGUUCCGACUCGAUGCUUGCGAGGAGCGCCGGCGUAGCUCCGACGCCCAACUAGUGGUGUUUUUCGAGAACAACAACAUCCCCACGCCAAGCCCCCGUCCUGCAGUCUCUCUUGUACCGCUAUGGCCGACUACAUGGUGGACCAGCAAGAGAUGGACAGUUACGCUAGUGCAGUGGUUGCGCCGCUGAACAUACACAAGACGUCGAACAGUGUAUACGGGCAUAGUCGCCGGUCAUCCUCGAGAGGAACACAUUCGCUGCGGUCGCAGUCACAGUCGCAAAUCUCCCCGCCAUUGACACCAAAAGUCUCGAGUGAGGGGAUCGCUCAGCAACUCUCCGAGCAGCCCGUCUUUCAUAAUUACGUACGCGCAUUCUACCACUACAGCCCUACCUCGAUAGUCUCCUCUUCAACCGACGAGUCCUCGAUCACAGUGGCAAUCAACCAAGGAGACGUCAUCCUUGUGCACUCAGUUCACCCAAAUGGAUGGGCAGACGGAACUUUGCUCGCUUCAGGGGCUCGUGGGUGGUUGCCCACAAACUAUUGCGAGCCUUACGACCAUCCGACCAUCCGUAAUCUCUUGAAUGCCUUGACACAUCUAUGGGAUCUUGUUCGUGACGGCGAGAAUGGCGAUCUCUUUGCCUUCACGAAGCAGGACUACGUCAGGGGCAUGAUUGCUGGCAUUCGGUUCUUUCUAGAAAGAACGGGAUGUUUAUCGAGAGAGUCUCAUCUCGUCGUGUCGCAUGUUGGCUUGAGGCGGAUGCGAAAAGGUCUCCUUGGUGAUCUCUCAACGCUUGUGAAAGCUGCCAAAAGUCUACAGGAAACGCUGCAGAUAGAUGACGCACCGAUUCCAGUUUAUGAGCACCUGGAUGAGUUAGUGCUCAAGUCGUUCAAGCUCGUAACUAGAGCAGUCCAUUUUCUCGAUAUUUGGGCAGCUGAUUCGGUGUUGCCAUCUUUUGAGCUAGACGAUGCCAUUGAUCAAAGACCUUUGACGCCACCACUUGAGCCUGCUAGUCCUGCAGUGCGACAACGAACAUCAAGUCGAAUGGACGGAUACGGCUCAUCGGCACAUGAGUUCCAGGCUCCUGUUACACAAGGACCCCUCUCUACGCACGAAGAUCUGGACACCGCUACGACUGAGCCACCACGUAAUUUCAGCCGACUCUCGUUCGCAUUUUCGCUUCCUUCCGAGAAAGAUUUCCUCCCAUCGCCCUUACAACCUUCACGGCCCCAGAGUGUAGCAAAACGAACCUCUCUCACUCAUCGACUGUCAUAUACCACAAAGUCGCAAGGAGCUCGAAAAGGAAAUCUAGCGUCCGAGCGGCUCGUUGCGUCUCAGGACGCAUUCGUGGGAUUCAUCGCCUCAUUCAUCGGAUUACACAUGCAGUCACGCUCUUCUGAAGAGCUCGCUCACAUCACACAACAAUCUGUCAUUGCCUGUCGUCAGCUUCUAACCGUUGUCGAGGAGGUGUGGGAGCGCGACUCACGAAGGUCCCAGCAGUUAGAAGAGACUAGGGAUACUAUGUACGCGCGACUGACUGAGCUCGUACAAGCAACAAAGAACAUGUUCAGUAGCUCUGACAUGGAAGAGGAAGGGGUGGCUAGGCCUGAUUCAAAAAGGCAACUUGUCGAUGCUGCCACUAGUUGUGUUAGGUCUGCAGGCGACUGCGUCGCCAAAGCUCGUCUUGUGGUUGAAAGGAUAGGCGAUUUUGAAUUCGAAAUGGCCGGUCUGGCAUUGUCAGACUUAACCUUCGAUCACGCUGGGCGAACUGACCAAGAGGAGGUUUACAGAUCUCAAUCACCCAUGUUGUCGGAGUCACCACUCGAAACCAACAAGCCACUACCCGCUCCCCCGUCCGAUGAGCGACAGAUGCUACCGCCAUUAGUCAUCUCUGAAUCCAAGCCUUUGCCCGAGGUCCCACAAUCCCUGCCUUCAAACACCAACAACAGAAUCAGUCUACAACCCACUCCAUGUGCUACAAUCGCUGAGAGUCCAACAACGAUGUCGUUCAACUCUUCGAGAUCGUCUCUCCCGACCCUUGCUCAGCAUCCUAUCCCUGAUGUGCUCCCGCCGACAGCAUCCGGGUCUCUUGAGAGCCCUUUGAAUGUAACUCAAAAGACAAUGUCCAAAUCUACCCGGAAUGACAGUGUCAAUGCUUCAACGAACGAUUCAUGCAGCACAUAUCCUCUUAGUGUGCCAUGUGAUAGUGGAAGUAUUGUAUCAUACACAUCCACCAGAGCUACUACUCCUGACCACUCCUUGUCAGAAAAGCAUAGCUCCCAGACUUUGGUGAGCAGUUUCGGCAGCUCCUCUGAGCUGCGAUCUUUGGCAAGCGAGGAUAUCGCUGCUGGCGAAGAGCACUUGCUGGAAACAACCUAUGUGCAUGAGCUCAUCUAUAACAAGGAAGGCCAGAUCUCUGGUGGCUCGCUCCCUGCUCUUGUAGAGCAGCUUACCACACACGAGUCUACACCCGAUGCUGUGUUCGUUACUACCUUCUAUCUUACCUUCCGCCUCUUCGCAACGCCAGUGGACCUGGCGCAAUGUCUGAUCGAUCGAUAUGACUAUAUUGGCGACAGCCAAUCAAUAGGAGUUCCCGUUCGUCUUCGAAUCUACAACGUUUUCAAAGGCUGGCUCGAAACUCACUGGUCUGGAGAAAGCGAUUCGGACGCACUCGGUGUUAUAUUUGCUUUCGCUACUGGAAAGCUACAAGCUUCCAUGCCUGUUGCUGGCAAACGUCUUGCGGAACUCACCUCAAAGGUUACCGAGGUUAGAGCAGGAGCUCUUGUACCCCGUCUAGUCUCCUCAAUUGGCAAGACGGGAGUGUCGAGCACCGUCUUCACAUCUGCUGACAGCAAUGUUCCGUCUCCGACAAUUAGCAGAAGCCAGCUCAAUGCCCUGCGGGCCAACAAAGAAGGUCGAGCUCAGUGUAGUAUCCUCGACUUCGAUCCACUCGAAUUGGCAAGACAAAUGACUAUCAUUGAGUCUAAGCUCUUCUGUUCUAUUCAACCUGAAGAGCUUCUGGCCUUGGAAUGGACUAAGAAAAGUGACUCGAAAGCUGUCAACGUCAAGGCGAUGAUCUCACUGUCAACUGACUUGGCGAACCUGGUCGCAGACACUAUACUCCAACUCGAGGACCCAAAGAAGCGGGCUGCCAUAAUCAAGCAAUGGAUCAAGGUUGCAGCCAAGUGCCUGGAGCUGAACAACUACGAUUCACUGAUGGCCAUCAUCUGCUCCCUAAAUUCAUCAAUGGUGAUGCGCUUGAAGAGGACCUGGGAACUUGUCUCUGGGAAGACCAAGGCUCGCCUUGAAGAGCUCAAAAAAAUCACCGAUGUUGGACGAAACUACGCCGUGCUGCGUCAGCGCUUGCAUAAUCAUGUCGCCCCGUGUAUCCCUUUUGUUGGGAUAUACUUGACCGAUCUUACCUUCAUUGACGCUGGGAACGGCACCACGCGUCAACUCCCUGGGGAGUCGGGUCGUGACAACCUCUCAGUCAUCAACUUCGACAAGCACAUGAAAACCGCCAAGAUUAUCGGUCAACUACAAUCGUUCCAAGUGCCUUAUCGCUUGGCUGUUAUUCCCGAUAUGCAAGACUGGAUGCAGGCGCAAAUCCAGCGGGUCGGCUUAAGUGACGGAGCCAAUGUUCAAAGCUACUACCGUCGUUCUCUGAUCCUCGAACCAAGAGAACUUCAACCAUCCAUUAGACAUUCACCGUCAGUGGACAACAGCGCUCAGGGCGUGUUUUUCACCGAGAGCCGCACCAACUCCAAGGAAAAUUUGUUCGAAUUCUUGAACUUCAAUUUCUCUACUACCAACCUGAAGGGUUCUUAGAUUCUUUUUACAUGCGUAAUGGUGCGCCUACGUCCUUCGGUCACGUCGGUCAGAUCGCGUCAGUAUCAACGGCAUAUGUCAUGACGGACAAGAUAUGUUAUCGAAUAACAGGAGGCGCCUAUCCAUCGCCAUACUUAAUGUUUGCGUUUUCCGUUCGCACACGGACACUUACGAUACCAAUGCUCAAUCUCUUUAUUUGCAUUUUUGCUUUAUACCACUUCUGCGAUUUUCUUUCAAAGGCCACUCAUCGAGCUAAGCACGGCGUUUAUCCACUUUUUCGGGCGUCCAUUUCUAGAAUGAGACCAGUUGGUCCAUGCAUCAAGGAGUACCAAAAUUAGAGACAUGGGAUGUAAUGGAGUGGCAAGCCAAAUGUGCCUUUACUGGCGCGGCGGCCACACGUAAAAGUAGGAGGGAGGAAGACAGGAGAAGCAUGAUUAUUACGUAGUAUCUUGUGCUGCAUCUGGCACGAGGUGUCGAUCUGUUGAUAGGU